AUGCUCACUGGCCCAGAAUCUGCUGACAUGCAGCUCAUCUUCACAAAGCCGAGCGUAACCAACGUCACCCUCCUGUUCAAGGGACAACCAUAUUACGAGGUUUCGACGACGGAUUCUUCCGCCCCAACUACUAAAGUCACCUCCUUUCUGACAAACGAACCCCUCAUCACCAUUUGUCGUCACCGAUUCCAGUCCGAUACUAUCAAGUUCGCUUACCAUCACGAUGCUAGGCCAUUGAAGAUAAAGAAAUGGCUGAAAGAAGGAAAUCCAACCAGUGGGCGCCUAACGUGGACGAUCUCUACAAGCAUGGGAAUGUUUGUGUGGCGCACAGACACUGACCCUCGUUUGGUUCUUUGUCCUGAAAAUGAUACAGGACGUCCUAUCGCGUGGAUUCAAGUUGCAAGUGAAGGUGCUCAGCUGGCUAUUGUCAUGAAGCGGGAGGUGGAAGGUAUCAAAGACGAAAUCAUUGCCUCCGUUCUAAUCCUUGAGAGGGACACGGAGAUGAAGGAAAAGCGCAUUGGCGUUUCCGUUCAAGCGGCUGCCCGUACCAAUCCUUUGGCUUUCGCCAUGAUUUUUUAG
Messenger RNA from Cyclocybe aegerita, 579 nucleotides. The record is from the annotation of a GenBank genome assembly. Lineage: Eukaryota; Fungi; Basidiomycota; Agaricomycetes; Agaricales; Hemipholiotaceae.